Molecule: messenger RNA, 911 nt
Organism: Cervus elaphus (red deer)
Lineage: Eukaryota; Metazoa; Chordata; Mammalia; Artiodactyla; Cervidae
Product: EKC/KEOPS complex subunit LAGE3-like
Exons: 3
Coding region: 41-712 (223 amino acids)
Source: RefSeq, a predicted model, not a curated record
UGAGGCAGGACCAGGGUGUGUGUGCGCAGGCGCUCUGCCUAUGCUGAGUUGCAGGUCUCAUCACAGGGCUGUAAUCAGUAGGGACGGUUCAGACUUUCCCGCCACGGAGGGCGGGGCAGAGCGGUUCAAGAUGGAGUCCAAGGCACACGGUGGAGGAGCCAUGAGGGCAGCCAAUGAAGAUGCAGGUGCCGUGGCCUCUGCAGCAGGCACAGCACAUGGUGGCCAAGGUGUGCCAGGUGGUGCUGGUGGCCGCCAUGGCCCUGGCGACCCAGCUGGCCCUGGAGACGCUGUCAGUCGAGGAGUCCCUGCUGGCCCCGGUGACAUGGCUGAUCCCAGAGACCCCAGCACUGCCGGAGAGUCAGGUGGUGCAGCCCGUGCCAUUCCGCAGAUCCCGGGGGCACCCCACAGACCAGGGCUUGGUGGAGACCCUGCACCCGGAGCCGGAGCUCAGAGUAACCUAGUCUUCCAGUUCACCCUUGCCGUGCCUUUCGCAACGCCUGGGCGGGCAGACUACGCCCGCCACCUCCUGACUCAACGUACUCAACUGCGAUGGCCGGUUCGGAGGGAGCUCUACGUUAAUGGCCGCAUGUUGGUUCUCCGUUUGACUGCUGAAGACCAUGACCUGCUCGACACAGCUGUCGCCUUCUUUCUGGAGCAGGUUUCCCUGGUGAGGUGGACCUUGCAGCACUUUUUGCACCCUCUUUUUGCUUAGUCUCCACACGGAAGAGGGGCUUAAACCUUGCCCAUGUGCCCUACCUUCAAGUGUGCUUCCAUUGGGCAUUUCUUUCUGCAAUAGUUUGAUCGGGCUUCAUCUUGUGUCUGUGGUGCUAUUUGAGGGCUCAGGGUCCACAUAGUUUGUUUGGUGAUUGUUAACUGCAGAAAAUAAAAGUGAGCUACUGUGCUGUCUCUGA